AUGCAAGCUAUUAGAGACCUCAAACACAACUUCAGUAUCCCACCUCCGUCUGCAAUGGCUGGAGCAACAGAUUCCUUUCACCAAGGGAACAUCAGGAUAACUCUGGAGGACCCCGAGCUCUGGAAAUCCUUCCAUGAGAUUGGGACAGAGAUGAUCAUCACUAAGCCUGGCAGGAGAAUGUUCCCCCAUUGUAAGAUAAAUAUUUCAGGACUUGUGCCCUAUGCAAAGUACAUCCUCCUGGUAGACAUCGUGCCUGAAGAUAGCUUCAGAUACAAGUGGAAUAAAGAUAAGUGGGAAGUAGCCGGAAAGGCUGAGCCACAGCCUCCAUACAGGACCUACCUGCACCCAGACUCACCAGCUCCAGGAAGCCAUUGGAUGAAGCAGUCGGUCUCCUUUCUCAAGCUCAAACUCACCAACAAUGCCCUUGACCAGCACGGACAUAUCAUCUUGCAUUCCAUGCAUCGUUAUCAUCCCCGCUUCCAUAUCCUGCAAGCUGAUGACCUCUACAGUGUACGUUGGAGUGUGUUCAAGACUUUCACCUUCCCCGAGACCUCCUUCACUGCUGUCACAGCAUACCAGAACACCAAGAUUACUAAGCUGAAAAUUGACAACAACCCCUUCGCCAAGGGAUUCAGAGAUGAAGGCAUGAACUCAAAAAGACGAACAAACAGAGGUCCGUCUGAUACUGAGCGCCUGGCUAAAAGGCUGAACUCUAUGGUCAGGGACUCAGAUCAAGAUAGCCCACCAGAUUUGUGCCGCUCUUCCUAUGAGGGUCUGGCAGAAGCACGAGCUGGAUGCAAGGAUGGAGUUAAAGAUGAGCCAAAUUCUCCAUGGGAAGGAGCAUCUGAUAGGGAAAACAGUCACAGCCUGGAAAGAGACUCCCCUCUGGGCUCUAAUGCUCGAGACGUAUACAGCUCUGAACAGCUUGUGCCAGGACACAACACAUACCAACCUUACAGAUUUCCUGAUUACAACAAGUCCCCAUCACCAACCUCCUCCAGCAUGAGCAGCAGUGUUGGACGCUCCAGCUUUGAAUCUCGAGUGCCUGACAUCGCUAAUGUGCCUGAGCAGGAAGGCAAAGUCACUGAUCUGGUUGUCCCACAGUGUCCUCACCCUGCUACAGCAGGUGUGCAGGACUAUGCUGGGGUGCUGAACGUAGCCGUGGCACAGGCAAAGCCAGGCAUGCUGGGACAUCAUGCACUCUAUGCACCCUACAGUGCUGAUCAGCCCCUGACCCAGUGGAGCGGGACAAGCUCAGCACAGUACUCAUCCCAUCCACAUCAUCACCACCACUUAGCAGCAGACUAUGGGACACAAGCUGUCCAUCAUGGCUACCACCAUGCCAACAUGGCUGACUGGAGCCAGUACCCGCUCUUCUCAUACUCCUGCUGGUGA
Tachysurus vachellii is the source of this 1395-nucleotide messenger RNA. RefSeq names its product T-box transcription factor 16 (gene tbx16). The transcript has 9 exons. Gene Ontology annotation, biological process: pattern specification process; cell fate specification; positive regulation of DNA-templated transcription. Gene Ontology annotation, molecular function: RNA polymerase II cis-regulatory region sequence-specific DNA binding; DNA-binding transcription factor activity, RNA polymerase II-specific. Gene Ontology annotation, cellular component: nucleus. The record is from RefSeq and is a predicted model, not a curated record. NCBI's taxonomy places the organism in Eukaryota, Metazoa, Chordata, Actinopteri, Siluriformes, Bagridae. Bases 1 to 1395 code for a protein of 464 amino acids.